Messenger RNA from Aquila chrysaetos chrysaetos, 1218 nucleotides. RefSeq names its product AT-rich interactive domain-containing protein 3A-like. Gene Ontology annotation, cellular component: nucleus. Gene Ontology annotation, molecular function: DNA binding. The record is from RefSeq and is a predicted model, not a curated record. NCBI's taxonomy places the organism in Eukaryota, Metazoa, Chordata, Aves, Accipitriformes, Accipitridae. Gene Ontology annotation, biological process: regulation of transcription by RNA polymerase II.
AUGGAGAGCCUGCAGCGGCAGCAGGCGGUUCGCCUGGCCCGCGGCCCCGACGGCGCUCCCCGAUGGACCCCGGCCGAGCCCGGCCCCGGGCCGCCGCACGCCGCUCCCCGCGGCCGCCCGGCCCCUGGCCCGCGCCCGCCACCCGCCGCCGCGGGGGAGGAGGAAAAGGAAGAAGGGGACCCCCGCGACCCCCCGCCCCAAGAGUGGACCUACGAGGAGCAGUUCAAGCAGCUCUACGAACUGGAUGAGGACCCGAAACGCAAGGAGUUCCUGGAUGACCUCUUUGGCUUCAUGCAGAAGAGAGGGACACCCGUGAACUGCAUCCCCAUCAUGGCCAAGCAAGUGCUGGACCUGUUGACAGACAAGGGUGGCCUGGUCGAAGUCAUCAACAAGAAGAUCUGGCGGGAGAUCACCAAGGGCCUCAACCUACCUACCUCCAUCACCAGCGCUGCCUUCACCCUCUGCACACAAUACAUGAAGUACCUGUACCCCUACGAAUGUGAGAAGCAGGCACUCAGCUCUCCCGGGGAGCUCCAAGCCGCCAUUGACAGCAACCGGCGGGAGGGACGGAGGCAGGCUUUUGGCACGGCACUCUUCAACUACUCGCCAGCUGGCACCCCAACCCUGCUGGGCUACCCCAAAAUACCUUUGCUGGCUCUCAGCAUCUCCACACACAGCUGCAGCCAGCUCAGCCAAGUGCACACUGUUAAGAAAGAGGACAGCAUGCUGGCGGCACCAGUGCCAGGGAGCAUUGCUAUCCCGGUGGGACUGGCCAGCCACCACCUCGCAGCAGCCCAAGUGGCAACCGCCUCGCAGGUGGCAGUGCUGGAGCAGCUGCGGGAGAAGCUGGAGGUGGGGGAACCCCCGGAGAAGAAGGUGGCCCUGACAGCAGAGGAGCAGCAGCGGCUGGUGCAACAUGCGCUGCAGCACAACCUCCUGGCCGUGGCCUCCCAGUUCCCCAUGAACAUUAAGAUCUCCAACCGAGAUGACAGACAGGAGACUGCACUGAACCUGUCCACCAACAGCAUUAGCGGUAUCAACAUGUCAAUAGAAAUAAAUGGAGUUGUCUACACAGGCAUCCUGUUUGCCCAACGGCACCCAGCCUCCCCGGCACCCAGUGGAAGGAGCACCCAGAGCUGGCUGAACCCCAUGCCUGCCCUGAACCCACUGCUCUCAGCCCCCUCACACAGCCAUACUCUUGCAAGCGCCUUGCCAUAG